Messenger RNA from Paramecium octaurelia, 1902 nucleotides. Lineage: Eukaryota; Ciliophora; Oligohymenophorea; Peniculida; Parameciidae. The record is from the annotation of a GenBank genome assembly.
AUGUUUUCGCAGCUGAAGAACUCUAAAUCUCAUUCCAAAACCUAGAUGCUAUACAAAUUAUUAGAAUAAACAGACCUGUUUUAACUGACAAAAGACAUCAUGGAUAAAGAUUUAAAGGAAUUUUGGGAACUGUGUUAAAAUGCUAAAAGUGAACUUUAAUAUGAUUUUCAAGAAAAUCCAGUACAUAAGGUGCAACUGUUUUUAUUCAAAAUAGAUGAAAUAAUUAACAAUCCUUUCAAUCUACUGAUGAAAUAAAAGAUUAAAAGUCUGCUAAUCGAAUUGUUUGCAUAAGGAACGUAAGUACCUUAAAUUUUUGGUUUUAUUUAAUUCAAAGGGGACAAAGUACUGCUGAAGUGCAGUCUCUCAAUUGAAUAGCAGUUGAAAACUAUGAUUAAAUAAGAUUAAAAAUGCCAACAGAUUGAUUGCUAUUACAAAGAACUUUUAAUGAAUUCAGAAGAACUAUUAAUUUAAAUCACCUUAAAUUAUUUAUAUGAAGCCAUGAUGGAAACAAGUUCGUUACAAUUGAGCAACAAUCAACAAUUAGAUGAAAUUUAUACAAUAACAAGUAAAGUUAAUAAAUAGAAAUUUUCCAAGAAUGGUCAAAAAAUAAUAGAAUUGAUUGAAAAUAUUAAAAAAAGAGUAAGUUCAUCUCAAGAUUAAAUCACAGUGACACAACCUGUUGAAAACAAUAAAAAAGAUCAAUAAAAGGAACAAUAAACACAAAAUAUGGUUAGUACAAAAGAGAAUGGCAAGUAUUUUAUAUUCAAAAUAUUAUUAUUGCUAUUGUUAAAAUAAGAAAUUGCUUUGCCAGACAUAAUCAAAUUGUUUAAAAUUAGUUAUGUAUGCAAAUAAUAAGAUAUGGAAGAUAGGAAAGGCUUCAUUAAGGUUUAUAUCUCUUAAUAGUUGAUAUUUUAAAUUAGUUUGAUGGUCAAAAUUAAAUAAGAUGCAGAAUUAUUGAAAAUAAAUUCAUCACUGUCUUACUAUGAUGAAUCAAGUAUAAGGGCAGUGAAACAAGCAAUUCAAUAGUAUUUUCCAGAAUAUGAAUUCAUAAAAUUCAAUUAAGUGAUCAAAUCUUCAUUAGAACUUUUGUUAAAGAAAUUUGACGAAUACCAAGAGUAGAUCUGUGCUUCUAUGGAAGAUAGCAAUGUAUAAAUUGUAUUGAAGAAGAUCUACAAAAUUUGUGGGAAAUAUUUUUAGAAGAUUGAAGCUGGUAUUCUAACAUUUUAGAAUGCUCAACAAAAGUUUAUGAAGAAUAAUAUGUUAGAAAUAGGAUAUCUACUUUAUUAAAUACAAAUUAAGAUCGAUAAAAAAAAUAAUAGUUAAUCCAUAUUAACAUAUUCUAAGUAAAAUCUGCAAGAACAGAAUAAUGAUUAGUAGAUUAAUUAUUAGAGAUCAAUUUACGAAAAAUAAUUAAUUUAAUAUGGAAUAAUAAAUCCUAUCUUUUUUAAAUUCAUUCAGGAUUUGAUAAAAAAUUAGAUCCCAUUCCCAUAUAUGUUUUAAUUUCUAAAAAUGGGAUGUCAUAGGUUAUUAAUUCAUUAUAGGAUAGAAUCCACUCGGAAAUUGACUUUAAAGAAAAAGUUCAUUCAAUUCGUUAAGCAAAAUUAUGACCUCACUAUGACUGAUGAUAGGUAUAUAAAUGUAGAAUUGUUAAAGACAAUCGACACUGAGAAAUAUGUGAGAAAGGAAGGUCUUGCUUGGCCAUUGCUUUUAUAUGAACAAUGUAAACUUAUCUAUGAGAACCGAGAAAGAUUCAAAAAGAAACUACAAUAAUUAGGAAAUAACAAAGACUUUCAAGAGAUAAUUCAACAAUACGUUGGGUAAUUUGAGUCGAACAGUAUAAAAUUCAAAUUAUAGCAAUAUUUAUUGGAAUUGAAUAAUUAUAUAAAAUAAUUAAACAACUGA